AUGAAGUCUCCUAUGAUUAAGUCUCCUAUGAUUAAGUCUCCUGUGAUGAAGUCUCCUAUGAUUAAGUCUCCUAUGAUUAAGUCUCCUAUGAUUAAGUCUCCUAUGAUGAAGUCUCCUAUGAUGAAGUCUCCUAUGAUUAAGUCUCCUGUGAUUAACUCUCCUAUGAUGAAGUCUCCUAGGAUGAAGUCUCCUAUGAUUAAGUCUCCUGUGAUUAGGUCUCCUAUGAUUAAGUCUCCUAUGAUUAAGUCUCCUAUGAUUAAGUCUCCUAUGAUUAAGUCUCCUGUGAUUAACUCUCCUGUGAUUAAAUCUCCUAUGAUUAAGUCUCCUAUGAUUAAGUCUCCUGUGAUUAAGUCUCCAAUUGUUAAGUCUCAUGUGAUUAAGUCUCCUGUGAUUACGUCUCCUGUGAUUAAGACUCCUGUGAUUAAGUCUCCUAUGAUUACGUCUCCUGUGAUGAAGUCUCCUGUGAUUAAGUCUCCUUUGAUUAAGUCUCCUAUGAUUAAGUCUCCUAUGAUUACGUCUCCUGUGAUUAAGUCUCCUAUGAUUUAG
Molecule: messenger RNA, 546 nt
Organism: Oncorhynchus nerka (sockeye salmon)
Lineage: Eukaryota; Metazoa; Chordata; Actinopteri; Salmoniformes; Salmonidae
Exons: 1
Coding region: 1-546 (181 amino acids)
Source: RefSeq, a predicted model, not a curated record